UCCGCCAUACACGCCCACACACGCGGUCGCGCGCACUUCGAAGCGGAUGUUCCCGUCAUCCCCUUCCGCUUCCUCGGACGGUUGGACUUGGGACCCGUUUUCCGCGAGGAUUCCCGCGCCCCGUCGGAGCCGCUGCUGCUUUUUGCCUUUGGAUCAUGCUGCUCCUUACCCUGUUGUUGUUCUUGCUUUUGGGCCUAGCAUCUCCUGUGGAGGUGAAGCGCCCACGGGGUGUCUCCUUAACAAGCCAUCACUUCUAUGAUGAAUCGAAGCCAUUUACUUGUCUAGAUGGCUCAGCAACAAUAGCCUUUGAUAGAGUCAAUGAUGAUUACUGUGACUGCAAAGAUGGAUCAGAUGAGCCAGGAACUGCUGCAUGCCCUAGUGGCCGUUUCCACUGCUCCAAUGCUGGCUACCGACCUCAGUACAUCCCCUCCUCCCGUGUCAAUGAUGGAAUUUGUGACUGCUGUGAUGCAACAGAUGAGUACAACAGCGGCAUUGUGUGUGAAAACACCUGCAAAGAAAUGGGCCGAAAGGAGCGGGAGGCACUAAAGCAGAUGGCUGAAGUGGCCAGAGAAGGCUUCGAAAUCAAGCAGGCCCUGAUGAAGGAAGCAAGCAAGAGGAAGGAAGAAAAACAGAUAAAGCUCACUGAGCUACAGGAGAGCAAGAAGUCUGUGGAGGAGCAAGUGGAGACCCUGAGGUCGCUAAAAGAAGCUGCUGAGAAACCUGAAAAAGAAGCCAAGGAUAUCCAUCAGAAAGCCUGGGAGGAACAGAAAGCGGCCGAAAGAGCAGCGAGGGAUCAAGCCAAAGCAGAAGAAGCCUUUCACGAGCUGGAUGAUGAUGGAGAUGGAGUGAUAUCUGUUGCUGAGCUCCAGACGCACCCUGAGCUAGAUGCAGAUGGUGAUGGGAUCCUUUCAGAAUCAGAAGCCCAGACUUUACUGGACAAUUCCUUGCAGGCAGAUGUGGCCAGAUUCCAGGACACUGUGUGGGCAGCGAUCAAGGAGAAGUACAGACCAGAGAGCUUGGUUGAUGUGCAGCCCCCACCAAAAGGCCCAUCAGAUGAAGAGCCAGAUACUCAGCCUGAUGCCCACGUGGACCAGUUACCUCCUGAUGACGAUUAUGACGAGGAGGAGGAUGAAGAUGAAGAACCUGAGGAAGACAGCGUUGAUGAGGAGGUCCCUUCCCCCAAGCCAUCGACUGAUGUCAAGGCAUCAGAAGAUGAACUGGAGAGGAUGCCCCCUUAUGAUGAAACCACACAAGCUCUAAUUGAAGCUGCCCAGAAGGCCCGAGAGCAGUUUGAAGAGGUAGAGAAGUCCCUGAAAGAAAUGGAGGAGUCUAUCAGGAGCCUGGAGAAAGAGAUCUCCUUUGAUUUUGGACCUCAUGGUGAAUUUUCUUACCUCUACGGCCAGUGCUAUGAACUCACCACUAAUGAAUAUAUUUAUCGCCUCUGUCCCUUCAGCAGAGUGUCUCAGAAACCCAAACAUGGCGGCUCGGAGACCAGCCUUGGCACGUGGGGCUCCUGGAGCGGUCCAGAGGAUAACAAAUUUGGUGUCAUGAAGUACGAACACGGGACAGGCUGCUGGCAAGGCCCCAACCGAUCCACCACAGUGAAACUUACAUGUGGCAAGGAGACAGUGGUCACAUCGACGACAGAGCCCAGCCGCUGCGAGUACUUGAUGGAGUUUAUCACCCCAGCAGCCUGCCAGGAGCCAAAAGACCUCGGUCACGAUGAACUCUGAGGCUGGCAGAUUUGCAAAAGAGCUGUUGUCAGUGGGACCAGGUUCUAAUCGACAUGAUUCAAAGAAGCACUGCAAAAUUUACUUCUCUUCCCCCCCUGGGGCUGCCCCACAUGGACCCCCGACAUCCUUUCUCCACUGUUCGCGCUGCUCUUCCUCAGUGGACUCUGGAGCUUUUGAAUAAUUAUGUUUACCCUGUGAAACACUGGGGAUUGAGUGUGCCCCCCCCCUUUUUCCUUCCAGGGCACCAUCUGCCCAGAUCAUGCACAACACACAGGACUGCUCAGCUGCUUGGGCCAUUUUCUUGCUGGGGAAAAGGCUUCCUCCGCCUCUUAACGGUUGCUUCUUUGUGGGGGAAGAGCCCUUACUUUUCAGCCAUGCAGAGACUUCAGGCCUUUUCCCCUGAAGCUCUUCUCUCCUGCCAGCAUUUUCUGUUCCAAGCCAGAUUUCCACUCUGUCUGAGACAGCUGAAAGAAGACGACUGGGAAAAGAACCUGCUCCUUAGCUUGCCCCCUGCACUGCCAAUCACAGCCUGGUUGUUGUUGUUUUAAUCUGCUGUCUGAUGUUGAACUCUUAUUAAAAAAAACACCACACCACCACAUUCCCUUCCAAUAAACGUCUCUGCUCUCUUCUGUC
Messenger RNA from Podarcis muralis (Common wall lizard), 2366 nucleotides. RefSeq names its product PRKCSH beta subunit of glucosidase II (gene PRKCSH). NCBI's taxonomy places the organism in Eukaryota, Metazoa, Chordata, Lepidosauria, Squamata, Lacertidae. The record is from RefSeq and is a predicted model, not a curated record. Gene Ontology annotation, cellular component: glucosidase II complex. Gene Ontology annotation, molecular function: protein binding; calcium ion binding. Gene Ontology annotation, biological process: liver development; N-glycan processing.